This is a messenger RNA of Durio zibethinus, 459 nucleotides long. The record is from RefSeq and is a predicted model, not a curated record. Lineage: Eukaryota; Viridiplantae; Streptophyta; Magnoliopsida; Malvales; Malvaceae.
CGGAUUAGCAUUUUCAAAUGCUUGUCAACAUCUAGCCAUACACUUGGAAAGGCAAGAUGUUUGAGUUUCAGAAAAUGGGUCUACAACAUGAACACAGAAGAAAAGUAUGACAAGUACAAAAGCUAUAAGACUUUUCGAAGAAUCCUACGGUCCACAUGCCCGAAUUCUGGAAGGGAUAAUGCAAUUGCGUCGCUUGGUGUUUCAACUCCUGAGUUUGAUAAUCAUUACAUUAACAUUCUUGAAGGAAAAGAUUUAUUGGUAUCAGAUAAUGUAUUGGUAACAGAAGACCAUGAAGGGGAGAUAAUAAAGCUGGUGUGGGCUUUUGCCUCUAAUCAAGAGCUUUUCUUUACUUCAUUUGCGAAUUCAGUUGUUAAGACGGGCAAUAUAAAUGUACUCACUAGAAAUGAAAUAGAAAUUAGAAAGAAUUGUGGAUUUGUCAACCCAUAGAUUCUGCCAUUU